AUGACAGGCAAUAAGAGGAACAUUGCAGUUAUUGCAACCCCAACAUCGCCAAUCCUCCCACACCUACUACACGCGCUUUCGCAUGAACCUGCCUUUGAAAUAAUAGUCUUGACACGCAAAACCAUCAUCGAGAUCCCCUUUACUACCAGCGCAGCGCACUCCAGCUCCCAUUCUCACAGCCAUGAAGAGGAAAUCAAAACCCCUCCCACCGCCGCUUCUACAAAUGGGCAUCGCGAUCAUGACCACACUUCCACCUCGGUGAUAAAACAUAUCCAAACCAACUUCUCCACUCCUCACCUCACAGCCCAACUGCGAGACACACAUACGAUAAUCUGCCUCUUACACGGCUCGGACGUGCACCUCCAAUCUGACCUAAUCUCGCUCUGCACCUCCCCCGCGAUUGCAAAUGCGAGGUUUUUCAUCCCCUCGGAAUACGGUCUCGAUACCAGUAACCCGCAAAUCAGAUCCCUGCUCCCACCCUACGCAACGCGUUUCGCCGUCCAAGAAAAGCUGCGCUCUAGUUUCACUUGCAGUGGAGAAGGAGGUGGAGGUGGGAGGAUAUUGAGAUACAAAGCCAUCUACUGCGGCCUCUGCCUCGAAGAAUCCCUCAAGGCUGACGGCGUGCUGGGAAUAGACGUCCUCUGGGCAUCCCUCUCGUCCUUCCCCGGGACUUCUGGCACCAAACUCGCUAUAUCGAAUUGCGCUGACAUUGCGGGGCAGAUCGUGGGUGUUGUUUUGGAGGAUGAUGAUGAUGGUGAAAUGCCAAGUGGGGGUAAAGGGAAUGAGAUAUACAAGUCAGGCUUCCGCGCAACGCUUGAUGAGGUUGUGAAAGUGGUAGAGGAAACGCUCGAUAAACCUCUCGAUAGGUAUGAGGCUGAUUUUCAGGGGGCGCGGAAAGAGGCGCGGGAGCGGAUGAAGAUGGGUUUCUUUGAUGGGGGGGUGAGCUUGAUGGGGAGGGUUGCGGUGUGGGAUGGCGGGGUGGGAACUUGGGGGGCGUGGGGGGAGGACGGGAGUGGUAGUGAGGGGUGGGAGGAGAAAGUGAGGAGCGCUGUGAGGGACGUAAGGGGGGAUCUAGUUGGGGGGGCUGGAUGUGGAUGCUGA
Lachnellula hyalina is the source of this 1101-nucleotide messenger RNA. RefSeq lists its product as uncharacterized. NCBI's taxonomy places the organism in Eukaryota, Fungi, Ascomycota, Leotiomycetes, Helotiales, Lachnaceae. The record is from RefSeq and is a predicted model, not a curated record. The coding region runs from base 1 to 1101 and encodes 366 amino acids. The transcript has 2 exons.